Messenger RNA from Ahaetulla prasina, 1106 nucleotides. RefSeq names its product PIN2 (TERF1) interacting telomerase inhibitor 1 (gene PINX1). The record is from RefSeq and is a predicted model, not a curated record. The coding region runs from base 25 to 1017 and encodes 330 amino acids. Gene Ontology annotation, biological process: regulation of ribosome biogenesis. Gene Ontology annotation, cellular component: nucleolus. NCBI's taxonomy places the organism in Eukaryota, Metazoa, Chordata, Lepidosauria, Squamata, Colubridae. The transcript has 7 exons. Gene Ontology annotation, molecular function: telomerase inhibitor activity; nucleic acid binding.
AAAGGUCCCCUCUUUUGCCGCAAAAUGGCGAUGCUGGCGGAACCACGUCGCAAACUGAAAUGGUCUGUGGAUCCCCGGAACAGUGCUUGGAGUAAAGAUGAAUCAAAAUUUGGCCAGAAGAUGUUGGAAAAAAUGGGAUGGUCAAAAGGCAAGGGGCUUGGGGCUCAAGAACAAGGCAGCACAGAGCAUAUUAAGGUUCAUUUGAAGAGCAACACAUUGGGAUUGGGAGCGUCUGUGAGCCAGGAGGACAACUGGAUUGCUCACCAAGAUGAUUUCAACCAGCUUUUGGCCGAGUUGAAUAACAGUUAUGCACAAGAUGACCCAGAAUCUACUUACAAAAAUAGAAAGAAAACUUUUAACCUCGAAGAAAAAUCCAAGAUCUCUAAAAAACGAGUUCACUAUGUGAAAUUUGCCAAAGGAAAAGACCUUUCUUCACGAAGUGAAGAUGACCUAUCCUGUAUUUUUGGGAAACGCAAAGUCAAAAAAAUGCAAGUUGAUACUGCUAGCACAGGUUUUCUAGCAGCUGAUUCAAAAGUGAUCAUGCCACCUGACCAAGUAGAUGAGAGCAAUACUGUAACCAGCACUCUUACUGUGCAGGAAUAUUUUGCCAAGCGCAUGACAAAACUGAAGAAAACUCAACAUUGCACCAAAGUAGAACCAGGUAAUUCUCCUCCAGUGAUGGUUGAAACAUUGGAGGGUUUGGAAUCCCAGACAAAGAAGAAGAAGAAACACAAACAUGCACAGGAUGCGGCUGGAGAAUCAAAGAUUAUCUGCACUGGGAUACUAGAUUCAAGCAGAGAUGAAGUGGACACCCAGAAAAAGAAACGGAGAAAGAAAUCUAAACAUCUGGACCCCAGUAAUGAUCUUAUUCAUAAUGAACCUCAAAUUGGUUAUCAAAAGGCAAGACAAUGUUCCUUUGAAACAUCUAAGGAAGAGAAUAAUGAUUUAGGAGAGCAAAAAUCAAAGACAAGGAAAAAGAGCAAAAAAAGUAGACUGGGAUGUAACGAAAGAUGUUGAAUUUAUAAAUCUGCAUGUUUAACUUCUUUGAAAUAUACGUAAAUUUCCAAAAUUUACCCAAAUAAAUAAGCAACAUUUUAUAAAACGGA